AUGAGUCGCGGGAAACUUCGUGAUCUGGAUCACGCCAGGAAUAAACCAAUAGAAUCCCCAGGGAGCAAGACCUCAAAAAAAGCCGUUGUCGCCACCACCCAUGUGUCCAACGAGCUUACAUCGACUGCCACAUCUCUGACAAAAUACCUCCUAGCCGACAUUCCUGGCAAAUGCCUUAAAAGCUUCGAGGGCAUCAUCAAAUGGGAGAUCAUCUCGAAGAGCGAGAAGGACAUUGAGUGGAUCUUCGGCUGGAUGGACAAACCUGGGUGUGGCAGAUGUGUUAGCGCAACAAUUGGCAAGUCUGACAUUACAAUCUGUAUGGAGUGCUUGCGACACCAGCAGACGCAUAUCAUCCACCUGCCCGGCUGCAGGGAAUGCUUAAGGCGAACUAUUGAUGGCAGUUCUGACUGCAAGCGUUGUCUCGCUGAGGUGAUAUACGUUACUGAAUCAGUGAAGUGCACGGUGGAAGCCAAGGUCAGGAAGACAAUGGUCCUUCUCAAUCUCGAUGUCUAA
Messenger RNA from Dibothriocephalus latus, 513 nucleotides. The record is from the annotation of a GenBank genome assembly. Lineage: Eukaryota; Metazoa; Platyhelminthes; Cestoda; Diphyllobothriidea; Diphyllobothriidae.